Molecule: messenger RNA, 402 nt
Organism: Anopheles maculipalpis
Lineage: Eukaryota; Metazoa; Arthropoda; Insecta; Diptera; Culicidae
Gene: Gpa2
Product: thyrostimulin alpha-2 subunit
Exons: 2
Coding region: 21-386 (121 amino acids)
Biological process (GO): cell surface receptor signaling pathway
Molecular function (GO): hormone receptor binding
Source: RefSeq, a predicted model, not a curated record
AAAGAGAGGUGUUAGGAAAAAUGUCAUGGCUUCGCUUCGUAUCGAUACUGUUCUGUGCGAUCAUGCUUGUGAAGGCACGAGAAACUUGGCAGAAGCCGGGAUGCCAUAAAGUGGGACACACGCGUAAGAUAAGCAUCCCGGACUGUGUCGAGUUUACCAUUACCACCAAUGCCUGCCGUGGAUUCUGUGAAUCGUUUGCCGUACCCUCGGCACCUUUCGCGCUCGUUGGCCACAAACCACCGCAACCGGUUACCUCCGUCGGCCAGUGCUGCAACAUCAUGGAGACGGAAGAUGUACGGGUGCGUGUGCUGUGCGUUAACGGCAUCAGAAAUCUUACGUUCAAAUCGGCCACCAACUGUUCCUGCUACCACUGUAAAAAGGAUUAAUUAGGGCUGGAGCGGU